AACCACUAGCUUGGUGGUAGUGUAUGCCAUUAUGUCGUGAUUUUCAAAAUGUUUCAACAUCAUCAUCAUCAUUUGUCCUGUAGAACUAUAACAACACGUUGAAUUUACAGUCCAAUAAACGAAGAUCGCCGACACUCCUGUGUAGUAGACGUGAACCAAAACUUGGUCGCCACGGGAGAUUCGACAGCGCCAUAAUUACGGUACCGAUGAUGUCUGAGGCAUAUUCAUCUUAGAGAACCAUCUCAAGUCAUUAACAAUGAGGACAACAUUUGGGGCAAUAUCACCCGGUGGGGCUGCAGCCUUGCCUUCUGCUGUAGAGUUCCCCUCCCAGCGGCGUGAGAGGGUGGACUGGCACAAACUAGCUUCAAUAGACCUUCAUGAAUUGUCAUCAGGAUGCAGCAUGGAGGUUCUGCAAGACAAUUUAUCACACGUUACUUUCUGUGACGCUGAGGCAGAGUUUGAUGUUGGAACUACUGGAGGCCAACGCAGCCUUCUCAAGAUGUUCCGCUUGGCCCAGCUCAUAAUUCAGUACCUUUUUCUCUCUCAGGAAUUUAUAGAAACUCAACUUCAACAAUCCCAAGAAGAGGUUUUGCAACUUACAGAAAAAUAUCAGGAGGUGAAAGCAAAAUUACUGCAGCAGGUUGAAGAAGCCAAGAAAAUGAAGAUAACAAACAGAAGUAUGCGUGAAACUGUCAAGUGUAUUAACUCUUAUGCACUUGCUAAUGGAAUAUUCCAGUCUCUCAAGUGCCCCUUGUGCCCUAAAGCUUUUCGGGGCCAAGACUUCCUUCAGUCUCACUUGUGGCGGAAACACCCAAAUCAAGCCAGCUCUGUGACCCUCCCACAGGUUUUCCAGGUGCCCUCAACUGUAUCAGGCCCAUGUGAGGCUCCGCCUGUAGCUUCAGAAACUAAACACCAAGAGUUACCCCUAAAUAAUGUGUCCUCCCCUCAGUCUACACAUGCUACAGCAUAUUCAAAUGUCAAUGAUGUUGAUUCAUUUAGAUUAUGUGAAAUUGAGAAAAAAUUCAAUAUGAUGAAUGAAAAUUUUAUGAGGAUACUGAGAGAAAUGGAGGAGCAGAAGGGUUCUUUAGAAGUAGAAAAUGAGAAAAGACGAGAAGAAGUAAAGAAAGCUUGGGAGGAAAAGAAACACAUGGAGAGAAGCUAUGAAACCCAGCUAGAGAAACUCAGUGAACAGAUCUCUCAGCUUAAAACUGUUGGUAGCGAUAAAACUUCAUUUGAUGGUGAGAGAUUUGUAGAACUUAUAAAAAAGCAAGAGGAAGAAAUUACCUUUCUUCAAGCACAGAUCCAACGUCAAGCCAAGAAUGAUAGAGUUGAGGAAAUAAGAAGUACAGAUGCUGUGGAUGGACUAUCAGAGGAAAUACAGGCUCUCAAGAGACAGUUAGGUGAGCAGAGGAGAAGUCACAAGCAUUCUUUGAAAGAGUUGCAGGCAUCAUUGCAGAAGGAUUAUGGGGCAGCCCUUGAAUCUGAAAAGGUCAAACUAAGAGAGAUGAUGAAGGACAUAGCUCACAAAGAAGCUGCAGUGGCUGUUGUAUCUCAGAAGCCUCCACCUUCUCCCAAAACCCCAACUAUUAAAAAACCACCAACACCAAACAGAGCUACCAAGCCAUCAACCAUGACUCAAAAUCAGCUUGAGGAUUCACCCACAUUGACUCGUACUAAAACUAAAAUUGAGCCGUAUCUGCAGCGAAUGGAUACUGAAGAUUCAGAGAGUGAGUUAGAAUCAGACAGUGAAACAGAGACGUCACGAUGGAAUCAAAAUAACCUGAAGGUGAAACCGCUUAACAUUAGUAGCUCAAGUACAGAAGGGGAAGAUGAAGAUCCAAAACCAAAUAAUCAGAAGGAAGGUGACUUAAAAUCUGAACAGUCUUCUUCUGAAUCUUGUGAAGAUGACAAGAGUUACUCUGAAGAUGAUGUAUCAUCCGAUUCUAUAAAUCUAGAUAACCUGUUGAGAAGUAAUCCACAUUUAUGGAAUCAAAUGCGGGAGGCAACAUCAGGUGUUCUUGCUCUUAAACUGUCAUCUCUUGGGUUAGAUCAAUCAACACGUGGCAUCAAGACAGAUGUUUUGACUUCUUGCUUAUCUCGUCUGAGGAAGGAACGGAGAAAGUACGAGGAAAAGUAUGAUCAUUUCCUGGAUUUAAGGAAAAGAUUAGAGAAUGAAGUUAGAGCAAAGGUUGACGACAAGAUUGAUAAUGUUGAAGAUGUAUCUGGAAUUCAGCCACUGUCAGAAACAAUUAAAAGUGAAAGUAAAGAAAAACAGUCUGGUAUGCUCUCAAGAAUGGUAAAAAAUGUUCAGUCAAAAGUUAAAGAGCAAUCACGAGCUUUUUCCUCUUCAAUGUCAAAAACUAGUGAGUCUGUGAAAUCUGGUGUUAAAGAUAUAUUUCACACUAAUCCUAAAUCAAAUGAUGAUGUCAAGGUCAUUUCUGGAACGAGCAUAGUCUCUGAUAACCAGGGAGAAAAGACUGAAGCUGAAGACGAUGAUAGCACAACAGAGAGUGAAUCAAAAGACUCGAGUAAUGCUCAGAUAGAAAUUCACAAUGAGACCUCAAAAUCUGUAUCCAGGAACUUGUUUGAGGAUAAACCCUUAGGAGCAGGAUCAGGAACACGACCAAAACAGGGUAACUAUUUCGAUAACAAAACCUAUGGAGAAGUUGAGGAUAUAAGUGGAUCUGAAUGGGACUCUGAACCCGAGUAUGAAAACUUUAAAAAGGAACCUCCGCCAAAAAGAACUGACAGUUUGAACACCUCGGUAAUAUCGGCUAAUUUACACAACAGUACAGUCAACAGCUGGGACUUGGAUGAAUCUCAAACAAUUAAACUUAAAAAACCAUCUGGACAAUUGGUGUCUAACCUCACACGAUCCAUUGAACUUCAGUUGAGUGGCCGCAAGAAAUCCCAACUUGCAGGAGCAGUGGAUGUCAUGAGUAGCACUGCUCUACCUGGUACUAGUCCAGAUAGUCCUGGAGGUUUAGAAUAUUCUAGAAUUAAUCAAAACUCUUAUGGAAGUCAGCAGAAUCUACAAAGUGUGAGUGACUCUUCCAAUACUGUCGGAACUAGUCUGUGGGGGUCUGUAGAUGCAGUUGACGUAAUUUCCCAGAGACAACCCAAAGUUAUCACGAGCAGCAGGAAAGAAGUGAUAAGCUCUUGGGACUCUGACGAUGAUCUUAACAUAAGUGAAGUUAAAUAUCCCAUGUGAACUUAAUAACUGUUUACUUUAUGUGAAUUAAGCUUUUAUGUUAAUAGCCAUAGAAUCUCAACCAAAUCUAGUCACUUUUCACUAAAUUUCUCCAGGUUAUAUAUCUAUGUGUAGGAGGUUUAUACAAAUAGACUUUUCCCCCAUUAUAUCAGAUGGUAGUUACCUGCACACUAUUCAGACCCACCAGUACUUCUCUUAUCCUGUGCUGAGCAGUUCUAUAUGGCAGUACAGUACUAUACUAUACCUGUACCAAUAAUUGUGAAAAUGGAGCUAUUGCCUCAUAUUUAUCACAAGAUAUGAGAACAAAUUGGAUGUUUCUUCAGUAAAUAUACAUGAGAAUUAAGAGAGAAAGAUGAAUAAAAAAGUGAGAAAUAUUAGCAAAGAAUUUGGGAAAAUGAAGAUAAGUAAGGAUUUGAGAUUGGAGAGCAGAGCUCCGAGUUGUGUUAUGUACAGCAUGAUGCAGAAAUAAAAAUCCUCCAAUGGAAGGGUGGCCAGUGCCUUGAGUCAUACCAGCUCAGUUCCAAUAUUGGUUAUACUCUCAUGUUAGGUCUUCCAUUGAUACCUGAGGCUAACUUAUAUUUUCCUCUUACAAAUUGUUCAAAAUUCCUGUGAUAGAAUUUUUCAUUUACUCACCAAAAGUUAAUCUCUCAAUUUUUCCUGUACUUCUAUUUUUGUGAUUUUUAUACAUAAGCUGUGAGUCAUAUAACAAGUUGAUAAUUAUAUUUAUUAAUCUUAUAAGAGAUAUACAAAGUACUCUGCUUUCUUCAAUGCAAUUUAAUGGCUCACUGUAACAAAUGUAGCAAAAGAUAAACCAGAGAAUGUUGAAAGAGCCCAUCACUGGUAAGCCAAUAAGGAAAAACUUGGUGAAGACAUAUUUAGAUUAUUGCAUCUGUUACCUUUAUUCCUCCUCCAUCUUCAUGUGAAAUGGGUCAAAGAGAACAGAAACCUCAUAGAAAGGGGGAAGUUAUAGGGGAGUGAAGAGCUAGACAAGUAUAAAAAGAGACAGGGCAGGUAAAGUAGCUCGUAUUUUUAGAAGCCGUCUACAUAUUUAAUCUUCAGCCUUAAUGUGAAAACGUAGCAUGUGUAUAUUGUUUUUUAUAUAGUACAAACAAAGAAUAUAAACCUAUGGGGUGAGAAUUAUCAGUUUACGUUGAAACUGAAAAAUGUGACUAAAUCUUAAGAAAUGGAGGAUGUCAUAGAAAUAUGUUUGAAGAAUAUAUAAUUAGGAAAUUUUAUUGUAAAUUAAAGACAUAUAGAUAUAUUUCUCUUGUGCGGGAUAGAUAUGUAUACUCAGGACAUUGUGUGUACCUCUUCAACUGUGUGACACAUUAUACAGUACUAUCUGUAUUAGAUUUAUUUAUGGAGAAAUGUAUCAUCAUAUAACCCAGCCGUCAUCAAACUGUACUAGCCUUAUGUUGUGAUGAAACCAAAUUCUCUUUGUUUAAUUUUAACUAAGUGGAAUUUUCAAACUCUAGACUCUGAGAUGAUAUAAACCAUGUCAGUUCAUUUUUAGGAUCCUGUGCAUCUACGAGUGAAAAUGUUUUACACUGAAACAAAUCUUUAUGGGACUUUUAGAUGUGCAUUAAUAGUUAGUUGUGUGUAGUUCCUUCUUGUUAUUAUACUCCAGGUCUUGUGAACCAAUAUAUAUGCCUUAAUAAUCGUGCCUGACUUUAUGCUUCCAAUGAUUUUUUUUACUUGACAGAAAGUCUUGAUAAAAUUUAUAUAUAUUUUUGUAUUAUAAAAAACUAUUUCAUUACAUUAAUACUCUGCUGGACAAGCUGUACUGCAUCAUUAAUUUUAAUUGGAAAAUAUUUUUGUUAGUUAAUUGAUAAAUUAUUUUUUACUAGUUGUAUGCUCUAAUACUUUAAUAUAUCACAGAAACUGUUGUGUAAUG
This is a messenger RNA of Homarus americanus (American lobster), 5105 nucleotides long. Its product is annotated as zinc finger protein DZIP1-like. Gene Ontology annotation, biological process: cilium assembly. Lineage: Eukaryota; Metazoa; Arthropoda; Malacostraca; Decapoda; Nephropidae. Gene Ontology annotation, cellular component: cytoplasm; ciliary basal body. The transcript has 4 exons. Bases 257 to 3211 code for a protein of 984 amino acids. The record is from RefSeq and is a predicted model, not a curated record.